Phalaenopsis equestris is the source of this 979-nucleotide messenger RNA. RefSeq names its product protein EXORDIUM-like 5. Lineage: Eukaryota; Viridiplantae; Streptophyta; Magnoliopsida; Asparagales; Orchidaceae. The record is from RefSeq and is a predicted model, not a curated record.
UUCCCAACCCUCUCUGGACACUUAACAUGCACCCUCGGACCACACUCAAUUAUCCUAUUCCAACGUCCCACUCCCAGAGCAAAAUGUGCAGCAGCUCAUCUCCUUCCCUUUUACUCCUCUACCUCCUCCACCUCCCUACCCUCAUUCUCGCCGCUUCUCCCUUUCCAUACCACUCUAAUAAAAUCCACAUUCCCCUCGGUGGUGUCAAACCUUCAGGCGACGCCCUCGGCGAAUCGAAGCGUUUCGAGGGAUCCUCCGAUCUCGUCAACCUCCGAUACCACAUGGGUCCCGUUCUGUCUUCCUCAAUAAAGCUUUACCUGAUCUGGUACGGCCGGUGGGCUCCUUCUCAACAAUCCACUAUCCGCGACUUCCUCCUCUCGAUCUCCGACUCCACCUCUCCAUCCCCUUCCGUCUCGGAAUGGUGGUCGACCAUCUCCCUCUACGCGGACCAAACCGGUGCCAAUGUCACUCGAUCGCUCACCAUUGCAGGCGAAUCGUCCAACCCCUCCCUUACCCGCGGCACUUCACUCACCCGGCUCUCCAUACAGCAAGUAAUCUCCGAUGCCAUCCUAUCCGGUCUCCCAGUAGACCACCGCAACGGCGUCUACUUGGUCUUCACCGCCUCCGGCAUUGAAAUGCAGGAUUUCUGUCGCGCGGUAUGUGGCUUCCAUUAUUUCACCUUCCCUUCCAUGGUUGGCCACACAUUGCCAUACGCCUGGAUCGGCUAUAGCGGUCGCCAGUGCCCGGAUGUUUGCGCCUACCCAUUCGCCGUUCCGGCUUACAUGGGGCGGGCAACGGCGGCGAUGCGGCCACCGAAUGGCGAUGUUGCGGUUGAUGGAAUGGUGAGUGUGAUCGCACAUGAGCUCGCUGAGCUGUCGACCAAUCCGCUUGUGAAUGCCUGGUACGCUGGCGAUGAUCCAACCGCGCCGACAGAGAUCGGCGAUCUUUGCGAGGGGGUCUAUGGAAGUGGCGGCGGCGG